Messenger RNA from Penicillium olsonii, 3369 nucleotides. NCBI's taxonomy places the organism in Eukaryota, Fungi, Ascomycota, Eurotiomycetes, Eurotiales, Aspergillaceae. The record is from the annotation of a GenBank genome assembly.
AUGAUACCGUGGUCAUCCUUCGUCCAAAAGGCCCAGAGCCUGAUUGACCCGGCCAACUUCAAUAUCCCCACUCUCUCCUCAUCCGACGAUAAUCCCUCCAAAGCGUCGCUGUUUCGCCAACAAUUCCGCCUCCCUGAUUCUCAGAAUCCACUUCAGGAGAUCACCGCAGACCUCGUCCUCCCACUCCCCAAUUCUCCCGGAAGCCAGGCAGAUGGGUCACGCAAGACAGAUCGCGCGGGGAAUACAUACACCGGACGUCUUCAUCUAAGUGAGCGUUUCAUCUGUUUUUCAACGCAGCCGACCAGUUUCAUUCCCUCCGCCACAGCAAGUGCGUCGACGACUUGGACCGGUCAGACUCAUGGAACUGGCCCGUCGGGUAAUGGGUUCAUUCUUCCGCUAUCCAGCAUCCGGCGCGUCGAGCGUCUUCAUAGCGCUAGUCAUGUAUUCUCAUUGGCGCUCACAACGUGGAACGGGUUGCUAAACAAGCAGCAAGAGGCCAACUUGGCUCCUCAGCGCCUCAUUCUGCAGCUUGUCGGUAGCAGGCAAGCUUGCGAGCGAUUCUGCGAUACACUCAAGAAGGGCCUGCGGGAAGGCAUGAAGGAAGUCGAAAACCUGCGCACUGUCGUCGCUGAUUGUUAUUCUGAAUACUUGCUGUCAGGUGCGAAAGGCAAGGGACUGGAUGGGGCUGAAGGCGACGGACGUCAGCCCCCCGAUGCUGGUCUGGGUCUCAUAUUCCGCUACCCCGGUGAUGCGCGUAAACUUCGCGAUCGCAGCAAGAUGAGACUUUGGGGGGAAUACUUCAGAGAAAACGGCCGCAAUGCCACGCUGGUUCGCCAGCCAACCUUCCAUAAGCUGAUCAGAGUUGGUCUGCCUAAUCGACUCCGAGGAGAAAUCUGGGAACUUACCUCCGGCUCCCUGUUCCUUCGUCUGAGAGCUCCCCAGCUCUACCAACAGACCUUGGCAAAAUUCGAGGGACAAGAGUCUCUAGCCAUUGAUGAGAUUGAAAAAGACUUGAAUCGUAGUCUGCCAGAAUAUCCAGGGUUCCAGAGCGAAGAAGGAAUUGGGCGUCUGCGGCGAGUUCUCACGGCCUACAGUUGGAUUGACCCUGAGAUUGGGUACUGCCAGGCUAUGAACAUCGUAGUUGCUGCAUUGUUGAUAUAUAUGUCGGAGGCCCAGGCCUUCUCCAUUCUCUCUGUAUUAUGUGAUCGGCUCUUGCCCGGGUACUAUUCGACCACGAUGUAUGGCACCCUUCUCGAUCAAAAAGUCUUCGAGUCUUUGGUUGAGAAGACAAUGCCCGUUCUUUGGGAUCACCUCACCAAAUCGGAUGUCCAGCUUUCUGUGGUGUCUUUGCCGUGGUUCCUUUCCCUCUACAUCAACUCUAUGCCACUGGUGUUCGCAUUCCGUGUGCUAGAUGUGUUCUUCUUGGAAGGCCCCAAAGUGCUUUUCCAGGUCGGCCUUGCGAUUCUUCGCGUCAAUGGCGAGGAACUUCUGGAGACACAAGACGAUGGAUCGUUCAUCUCUGUUCUGAAAUCAUACUUCUCACGAUUGGAUGAAUCUGCACACCCAAGAUCAGAGAAUCCCAAAUUGCGAGCUAUCACCAGAUUCCAGGAGUUGAUGGUUGUAGCCUUCAAGGAAUUCUCGGGUAUCACCCACAGUACAAUCACAGAGACACGCGAGAAGCACAAGGGUGCCGUGUUGGAGAACAUCGAAACUUUUGCAAAGCGUACUUCUAUCCGCAAUCUCGGCCCCGAAAGCAAGCGUUUGAGCGUGGAUGACCUCGGGACUAUUUACGAUCGAUUCUACGAAACGUUAUAUCAAUGGCAGCAGCACCAGAGAGUCCUCGAGGAAGAAAAGAGACUCCAAGAAAGGAAAAAGUCCCAGAGGCUUUCUAUCCUGGCUCCUCCUGCAGACAGGCAAGUUGGCCGCGUGGGUCUUGGACCAAGCCCCACGCAUAUGGAUUAUGACGCCUUCAGGGAGUUUUUGGCUGCCACAUCCAAAUGGGCAGUUGCAGACUCGCCUGGGCCAUCCAGGAAAGGAUCUGGAGGCCAGUCGGCCCUGUGGGCAAAUCGCCGCCAACCGGCUGAUCACGAGUUCAUGCAACGUCUCUAUCGCAAAUGGGCUACAAACCCUGAAGAGGGACUCAAUCUCCAAUGCGUGGUAAAUGGUCUUGCGCGGCUCAAGGGCUCACCCGACAUCAUGAAUAACAUUAAUUACUUCUUUGAUCUAUAUGAUGACAGUGGGAAUGGCCAGGUUGACCGCGAAGGAAUUCUCAAAAUUUCCGAGGCUCUCCUCUUCCUCUCCAGACGAGGAUUCGAAGGGACAAUCACAGCCACUCCAUCGGUGGAGAAUCUGAAUACCCCCGCUGAUCGUGACAAUGGGGAGAACUCACUUACCACCGACGAGAAGUUCCUAGGCAGUGUCAGCGCAUUCAUUCGUCGGUGCUUUGAAUAUGCCGACCCCAGCCACCCUGAGAAUCAGAAGUCGGCUCCUAAGGAUGCCACCGAGGAAGCAACCGCACAACUGGACGCAUUCGCCAUCGGUGACGAUGACGAAGAAGAUCUCAUCGACAUUGAGGGUGAUUCCAAUGCCAAGGACUCAACAGCGAGCCCGACACCUCAGCCUGAAUCAGACACCAAAGAUCAUAACCCCUCGACAUCCGAGUCUGCAAACCCGGCCUUGGAUCCCAACAACCCUCUCCAUAUCACACUUCCUACCUUCCGAAUGGUCGUCCUGGCCGACGAGCUUCUCGAACAAUUCUUCGAAUCUUAUUUCCCACAAUCCUUCCAUCUCUCCGAUCAUCCACACCCAGCAGCUCUAGCCGCCUCAUCGACAAUGUCAUCCAACCUCACAACAUUCUCCAACAUUGGCAGCAUCCGCUCCAGCUCAAACGCCUCGGCCCCAGUAGCCGGCGCAUCAGGAGGCAUCGUCCCGCCCGGCAAAGGACUCCGCGGUGUCCUCGACAACAUCGUCACCGACGGAAUCCGCAUGGCCGCCGAAGUCAAGAAGCGAAUGGACGAGGCACAGCGUGAUCUUGAGCGUAACGCUCUUGGCAACAACCAUCGUGAUGAAGAUGACGAAGAAGACGACGAAGACGAUUACCCUCGUCGUGAAUCCAACGUCAUGGCAGGCGGUAUCUCCAGCUGGGGCGCUGGCGCCUACAGUGCCGAUACCGAGCGUCGGAGUGUUGUCCGUGAUGCUGAUCGGGAUCUUCUUGAAGGCGCCGAGGUCCUUGAUGGUGGCAAGGAAGAGAGGACCUCGUUGCUGGAUGGAAAGGAUGUUUCUCAGAACCCUUCGAAGCCUACAGCUUCACAGGCUCCUGCUCAUCGUGAUGGUGAGGUCAUCAGUGAGGUUGUUGAAUUUGAAUCAUGA